Molecule: messenger RNA, 2629 nt
Organism: Anopheles merus
Lineage: Eukaryota; Metazoa; Arthropoda; Insecta; Diptera; Culicidae
Product: acetyl-coenzyme A transporter 1
Exons: 4
Coding region: 302-1909 (535 amino acids)
Cellular component (GO): membrane
Molecular function (GO): acetyl-CoA transmembrane transporter activity
Source: RefSeq, a predicted model, not a curated record
UCUCUCUCCCUCUUGCUCACGCCACUUUCCACGUACCAUUCGCCGUGCCACAACCGAAACAUUGCAUCUACGUUCGAUUCUGUUUGCACACCGAUGUAGCCAGAAUAAUGCUAAUCACAGUUUUCCCUUCCAUUGUGCAGGCUAUAGUAGUUAAAGCUAGUUAAGCGAACGUGCUGCUAACAAUUGUUCGGCUCCAGAUCACCCAAAAACACAGCAAUCCAGUUUACGAGGAAGCCACACACCGGACACACCGCAUCGUUCAAAGCACUCAAAAGGGCGUGUGUAGCAGAACAAAACGGCAAUGAGCAAUCGGCGCAAGAAAACCGAUCGGCAUGAUCACGAAACGCUUCUCCCGCCGGUCGAUGCCGACGAGGAAAAGCACGAAAAAAGUGACCUGCGGGGUGACUGGGGCAACAUUGCCAUCCUGUUCUUUCUCUACCUGCUGCAAGGCAUUCCGAUUGGACUGGCCUCGGCCAUACCGAUGUUGCUACAGAACCGUGGAGCAAGCUACAAACAGCAGGCUGAAUUCAGUUUCGCUCACUGGCCGUUCAGCUUAAAGCUGCUGUGGGCCCCGAUCGUAGAUUCGCUGUUCUGGAAACGCUUCGGACGGCGAAAAUCAUGGCUCAUUCCGACGCAGUACCUGAUCGGCAUAUUUAUGCUGAUACUUUCGCUGCACGUGAACCGUUGGCUGGGCGCGGAAACCACCGACACUGGUGGCGAUGACCAUGCCACCGAGCAAACCAGCACACUCAACAUUCCGCUACUGACGGUCAUCUUUUUCAUGCUAAACUUCCUCGCCGCCACGCAGGACAUUGCCGUGGAUGGGUGGGCUUUAACGAUGCUGAAGCGCUGCAACGUUGGGCACGCAUCGACCUGCAACAGCGUCGGCCAGACGGCGGGCUAUUUCCUCGGGUACGUCGCCUUCAUGGCACUGGAAUCGGCCGAAUUCUGCAACAGCUAUCUACGCGCCGAACCCGCCCCGGAAGGGUUGGUCAAUCUGUCCGGUUACCUGUGGUUCUGGGGGUUGGUGUUUUUGGUUACCACCACGCUGGUUGCGCUCGGCAAACGGGAACUAUCGCCCAGCCUCGAUCGGGGCCACGAGGAGCAUCUGGAGCUGGACAUCAAGCAAACCUACCGCCUGCUGGUGGACAUUAUGAAGAUGAAACCGAUUCUGACGCUGGUGGCAAUACUGCUGACAGCCAAGGCAGGGUUUGCUGCCUGCGAUGCGGUCACCUCGCUGAAGCUGAUCGAUGCAGGCGUACCGAAGGAUAAACUGGCGCUGCUGGUUGUUCCGCUCGUUCCACUGCAGAUUGUACUACCGUUGGCAAUCAGCAAGUAUACGGCCGGAACGCGACCGAUGGAAGUGUACCUGAAAGCGAUCCCGUACCGGAUAGGGCUCACGCUUGCGGCGGCCGCCAUCGUGUGGAUAACGCCCGCCAUCAUACGCGAUCACCACGUGCCGUACUAUUACUACAUGCUGCUGCUAACGAACUACGGGUUGUACCAGAUCGCGCUGUACAGCAUGUUCGUGGCCGUGAUGGCGUUUUUCGCUCGCAUUAGCGAUCCCGCCGUCGGGGGCACCUACAUGACGCUGCUGAACACGCUCAGCAACCUCGGUGGCAACUGGCCCACGACCGUCGUACUGUGGCUGGUGGACUAUCUUACGUGGAAGCGGUGUUCGAACUCGGCCGAUAACGAUUGUUCGGAUGGAGCGCUAAAGGAUGCUUGCAGUGCCGGCGGUGGCAAAUGCACGAUCACGAUCGAUGGGUAUUACAUAGAGAUAUUUGUCUGUCUGCUGUACGGGCUCGUGUGGUACCGGUGGGGCAGUGGCAGGAUACGUCAGCUACAGGAACUUCCGCUCAAAGCGUGGCGCGUUGCGCGCAGAGUUCCACGAACGCACAGCAGCUAGCAAUUAAUGCAAUUAAUAUGACAAUUCCAUUAAUGUGUGUAACUUGUGUACGGGGAACGGGGUAAACAAGACGAACUGUUGGAUUUGUGCGGUUUUUAAAAACCCGAAACAAAACGAAAAACAUGCGAUAUGGUUUUUUUUAGGGAAAAUUAUACUACAACAAGUUUUGUUUUUGUUUUAUUAAUUUAAACACAAUUCGCUUAGCGUAGUCAUAUACAGGACAAAUUGAUAGCGAGAGAGAGAGAGAGAGAGAGAGAGAGAGAGAGAGAGAGAGAGAGAGAGAGAGAGAGAGAGAGAGAGAGAGAGAGAAGAGGGUACAUUUUUGUGUACAAUCCCACCUUUUUUUUGCUGAAACGAAGAAGAAAAAGCACAAAGAUCGCGCUCCUUCGUGUGCGGUAGAUGGAAGAGUCAGCUAAACCGUAAAAGGAGACACAUCGAAUCAAUCUAUCAACCUACAGUCAGUUGCUUUUUUUCUGUUGCUAUUAUGUUUUGUUAGUAUUUGCUUUCAUUCCCACCUCAGGUGCGGUCAGGGGUAGGAAACAAACAAAAAAAAACGAAGUCUGUCCACACCGAGGUGCUAUUAUUAUGAUGCUUCUUAUCCCGUCGUGCAAUAGUGUGUUGCGUGGCGACAUCCACAGAAAUCACAGUUUAACACUUGCGUGUGAGUGUGUAACAGUAGUGGAAAAUAAAACAGUUCAAAUGUUUUAAUAGUACCGCAAA